UUAAUAUAGUAGGGUUGAGACAAAAACUUGUAUUGAAGAUUGGUUUGGGCAUAGAAGAAUAAAACUAGCACUCUUUUGGAUCAUGGACCCAUUUGAUGAGCACCUUGAGGAGUACCUAGAGGGUGAUGAUGAGCAAGCUGAUGUUGAUUCCAUCGAUGAGCAGACUGAUGGUGGUUCCAUGGAUGUUGACCACGAGGAGGAGGAUAAUAAUAAAGAGAACGCGAAAGAUAAAAAGAAAACACAUAAGCGGACAUGAGGCAUAGUGCGAUUGACGAAGAUCAUAGCAGAUAAAAUUAAAGGAAUCAAACGCCAUUUGAGGUUCAAUAGCAGGGGGCAAUCGAUCGGGACCCCAAACAGAGAGCUUCAAUGUUAUUUAGGAAUGCAAGCCAAAAGUAUGGUGCCAAUUAACAUUGAAAAUUGGCGCGAAGUUCCUAAAUCUAUAUUGGACAGCUUAUGGAAGGACGUCAAUCUAGCUUUCCACCUAGAUGAGAAUAUGCGAAAAAAUAUUAUUGGCUCUGUGGGUAAUAAGUGGAGACAAUUCAAAUGUAAUUUGAACAAGAAGUUUAUAGUCCCUUACCUUAAUGACCCAUCUCUUUUGGAAGCAAACCCUCGUGGUCUCGAUAAACCUCCACCAAGCUAUCAUAUAGAAGAAACACAUUGGAAAGAAUUUGUCAAGAGAAGGACAUCCGAAGAGUUUCAAGAUUUUAGAAAAUUACAACAAGAAAGGCGUAAUCAUUUACAAUACCCUCAUAGGACUUCACGCCAUAGCUAUACUGAAUUGGAAGUUGAUUUACAAGCUAAGUGGGGCACAACAGAGAAAAUAGAUCGAUCUAUACUCUUGAAGGAGGCCAGAAAAGAUUCUUCUGGCAACUAUGUCACCGAGCGUGACAAGGUCAAGGGAAAGGCCAUCGAAGACAUGCUUGAGCAAAGAAAAGAGGGCAAACUGAUUGAAAUCGGAACAAAUGACAGUCUAACACAAGUGUUAGGUACUGCUGAGCACCCCGGUCGAGUUCGAAGCCAGAGUCGAGGUGUCACACAAAGAGACUACUUUCAUAAGCCUGUUGGGGGGGGGGGGGGGUCUAAGAGGCUUGCAGAAAAAACAAAUUGA
Messenger RNA from Humulus lupulus (European hop), 1108 nucleotides. RefSeq lists its product as uncharacterized. The coding region runs from base 380 to 1108 and encodes 242 amino acids. Lineage: Eukaryota; Viridiplantae; Streptophyta; Magnoliopsida; Rosales; Cannabaceae. The record is from RefSeq and is a predicted model, not a curated record. The transcript has 5 exons.